CCCCCGGCCCAUGCACCCGCAUCCAGCCGGGACAAGGGCUGCUGUCCCCCCGCCCGCAGAGGCUCCAUAGCCCGGCAGGAGGUGCAGGAUGGGAAGCACCACUGGAUUUCUCUGCACAUCCCUGGCUGGCCUCACCAUCCUGGUUUGGUGCCAAGCACAGAGUAGCACAAGGAAUUAUGGGCCAGUGUUUGAAGAGCAGCCUGUCCACACCCUCUUCCCUGAAGGCUCAGAAGAAGAGAAGGUCACCAUGGCUUGCCGAGCAAGAGCCAGUCCCCCUGCCACCUACAGGUGGAAGAUGAAUGGCACAGAGAUAAAGAUGGAGCCAGAUUCCCGUUACAGGCUGGUUGCAGGUGACCUAGUGAUAAGCAACCCAGUGAAAGCCAAGGAUGCUGGAUCCUACCAGUGUGUGGCAUCCAAUUCCAGGGGCACAGUGGUCAGCAGGGAAGCCUCCCUCCGCUUUGGCUUUUUGCAGGAAUUCUCUGCAGAAGAGCGAGACCCCGUGAAGAUCACGGAAGGCUGGGGAGUGAUGUUUGCCUGCAGCCCUCCUCCCCAUUACCCAGGCUUGUCCUAUCGAUGGCUCCUGAAUGAGUUUCCCAAUUUCAUCCCUGCCGACGGAAGGCGUUUUGUCUCUCAGACCACAGGAAACCUUUACAUUGCCAAGACAGAGGCUUCUGACCUGGGCAACUAUUCCUGCUUUGCCACCAGCCACAUUGACUUCAUCACCAAGAGUGUUUUCAGCAAGUUCUCCCGGCUCAGCCUGGCUGCAGAGGAUGCCAGGCAGUAUGCACCCAGCAUCAAGGCCAGGUUUCCUGCAGACACCUACGCUCUGGCUGGGCAGAUGGUGACUCUGGAGUGUUUUGCCUUUGGAAACCCUGUUCCUCGAAUAAAGUGGAGGAAACUGGAUGGCUCUCAGUCCUCCAAGUGGAUCGGGAGUGAGCCCCUCCUGCAGAUCCAGGAGGUUGGCUUUGAGGAUGAAGGCACUUACGAGUGUGAGGCUGAAAACAUCAAAGGGCGAGACACCUACCAGGGCCGCAUCAUCAUUCAAGCUCAGCCCGAGUGGCUGAAGGUGGUGACGGACACGGAGGCUGACAUCGGCUCCGACCUGCGCUGGAGCUGCGCGGCCGCGGGCAAACCCCGGCCCAGCGUGCGGUGGCUUCGGGACGGGCAGCCCCUCAGCUCCCAGAACCGCAUCGAAGUGAGCGGUGGAGAGCUGAGAUUUUCCAAGUUAGUCCUGGAGGACUCUGGCAUGUAUCAGUGUGUGGCUGAGAACAAGCAUGGCACAGUUUAUGCAAGUGCUGAAUUAACAGUGCAAGCCUUAGCACCAGAUUUUAGACUAAACCCAGUGAAGCGUCUGAUACCUGCAGCUCGAAGUGGGAAGGUCAUCAUCCCAUGCCAACCAAGGGCAGCACCAAAAGCCACUGUGCUCUGGACCAAAGGGACUGAGCUCCUGAUCAACAGUAGCAGGGUGACUAUUACCACAGAUGGCACCUUGAUCCUCCAGAAUAUCAGCAAGUCUGAUGAGGGGAAGUACACCUGCUUUGCUGAGAAUUUCAUGGGCAAAGCCAACAGCACUGGAAUCCUCUCUGUUCGAGAUGCCACCAAGAUCACAUUGGCACCAUCGAGUGCUGACAUCAACGUCGGUGAAAACCUCACUCUACAAUGUCACGCGUCCCACGAUCCCACCAUGGACCUGACCUUCACCUGGUCACUAGAUGACUUCCCCAUUGACUUCGACAAGUCUGAGGGGCACUACCAGCGCGCCAGCCUGAAGGAAGCCAUUGGGGACCUCAGCAUCUUCAACGCCCAGCUGAAGCACGCGGGGCGGUACACGUGUACAGCCCAGACUGUUGUGGACAGUGCUUCCGAGUCAGCCACGCUGACUAUCAGAGGACCUCCAGGCCCCCCCGGGGGCGUGGUGGUGAGAGACAUCAGUGACACCACUGUCCAACUGAGCUGGAGCAGAGGCUUUGAUAACCACAGCCCCAUUGCCAGGUACCUCAUCGAGGCACGGACCCUCCUCUCCAGCAAAUGGAAGCAAAUGCGCACCAAUCCUGUAAAUAUUGAAGGCAACGCAGAGACAGCCCAGGUGGUGAACCUCAUUCCUUGGAUGGAUUACGAGUUUCGCGUCUUGGCCAGUAACAUUCUGGGGGUUGGGGAGCCCAGUUUACCCUCCAGCAAAAUCCGCACCAAAGAAGCAGCACCUACUGUGGCACCAUCUGGGCUGAGCGGAGGCGGAGGGGCUCCCAACGAGCUGAUCAUCAACUGGACGCCCAUGCUGCGGGACUACCAGAACGGAGAUGGCUUUGGCUACCUCUUGUCCUUCCGCAAGAAGGGCACGGAGGGGUGGCUGGCGGCGCGGGUGCCACACGCCGACUCGCUGCACUACGUCUACCACAACGAGAGCAUCGGGCCCUACACCCCCUUCGAGGUGAAGAUCAGAGCUUACAACAGGAAAGGAGAGGGACCCGAGAGCCUCACCGCCAUCGUGUACUCUGCAGAGGAAGAACCAAAAGUGGCUCCUUUCAGAGUCCUGGCCAAGGCUGUUCUGUCCUCAGAAAUGGAUGUGUCCUGGGAGCCCGUUGAGCAGGGAGACAUGACUGGAGUGCUGUUGGGCUACGAGAUCCGGUACUGGAAGGAUGGUGACAAAGAGGAGGCAGCUGACAGGGUGAGGACAGCAGGGCUGGUCACAUCAGCUCAUGUCACAGGCCUCAACCCCAACACGAAGUACCACGUGUCAGUCAGAGCUUAUAACCGGGCUGGGACUGGCCCCCCCAGCCUCUCUACCAACAUCACGACAACGAAGCCACCACCAAAGAGGCCACCUGGCAACAUCUCCUGGACUUUUUCUGGGUCCACAGUCAGCAUCAAGUGGGACCCAGUGGUGGCAAAGGCAGAUGAGUCUGCAGUGACAGGGUACAAGAUGCUGUACAGGCAGGAUUCCCACUCUGCUCCCACACUCUACCUGGCCAGCAAGAGCCGAAUCGACAUCCCCAUCCCUGAAGACUUCACUCAUGCCUUUGUACAGAUCAGGGUGACAGGCCCUGGGGGGGAUGGAGUCCCAGCAGAGGUUCACAUCCUCCGAAACAGUGGGACGAGUAUGAUGGUGGAAGACUCUGUGACGAGGCCAGUGCCACAUGCUGUCAUCAUUACAACUAACUCUCUGGUCAUGGUGGCCCUGAUCAGCUACCUGGAGCUCUGACAACAGCCAGCACAGCAGGGGACUCCUGGACACGCUUCCUCCCACGCCAGCAAGGAGCUUGGCUGCUGCAACGUCAAGUUUGCUCCACAGCAGCCCUACAGAGAAAGGAUUUGACAACAUUGUUUUAAGGGUGGAAGAAGCAGCUUUUCUUUUUUGUUUGUUUGUUUGGGAAGAAUUCAAGCUUUCAUACAAGACAUGGGUCUUUAACCAAUUACAAGUUUUUUAAAAGAAACGAGUAAAACGAAGAAGAAUUCCGUGUGAAUUCUGACACCCAACUGCCCCACACACUGUAUCCUGUAGGUUUUCUGCCUUACAAAGCCAUGUACUAAAAUAACCAGACUGCUAAACUUGACUUUGUUGGUUUUUUUAAUAUGUACUGUGAAUUUUUGAGGUGUAAGGAGAGGGAUGGGGACUGAGGAUUUCACAGUGAGCAGCACGUUCCAUGCCAAUCCCAGUCACAGCCAUCUCCAGCCAGUUAUGGGACAGGACUGGGGGGUUUUCCCCCCAUAAUAUGAGCCAAAUUCUGCAGCAACCAGCCCAAGGAGAUAAAGCCACAAGAGAGAUUGAUCUCUGCCCCAUCCUGAAGACAAGUGAACACAAGAGUUUAGAUUGUGAAAAGCUUUUUUAUGACACCGGUGUUAACUUGCAACCCCAGCCUAUUGUUUGUACCAACUAUGAGGUGCAAUGUUCAAUGUUACCCAUAUCCCACCUGGUUUGGGGUGUUUUUGUUGUAACUUUUGCUUCUUUCCUUUGUGCUUGGGGAGGAGAAGGGGUAAGCAAACAGGCGAUACUUUUCCAGCAUCCACUAAUUUGGAGAGACAGUUCUUCCCAGUAACAGAGAUGUCAACAUAUCCAAUUUCAACAGAGAGAGGGUCUCACAGGAGGAAGAAAAAGGAACAGUUCAUCAUUUAACCAAGAACUGGAGACUCACAGAAGCCACCACUGGGGCAACAAGGAAAAUCUGGACUCACUCAGAUCCAUCACCCUACACAAACAGCUCUGUCCAGCCAAAAUACCAGUCCCAGCUUGGGACUGCAAGGCUGAGGCCCAACCAGUAAGUCUGGUCUUCAGGUCUCAGGAUCAUCCCAUGGAAGGGCUGAUACCCCUGAGAAGUCCAGGGACACUGAGGUGCACCAUGAACUAAAAUGGUUGAGAACAGACAUUGCAAAUUACAACCUCUCUGUCUCCCAGUAAAGCAAUUACCCAAGUUAAGGAGAAGCUGGUUUACGUUCCUUGCUGGUUAGAUCCCAAGCUUUUAGGAACCUUUACCUGCCUGUACCUUACUCUACCCCAGUGGACAAUCCUGCUGGUCUGAGCAGCCUCAGCUCCACUGCCUGGCAAGGGGCUGCACUUGCAGGACUGGACAACAGGCACUGAUGUGCAGCUUCUACACUAGAUACCAAUUCCUUGCCCUUGCUCAUCAAUUCAAAACUACCACAUCCAAGGCCUUAGUGAGCACUGGAGAGAUUGCAAGCACCAGUCCCUGCCUUCCUGCACUUAUACCUAUUGUAUAUGUCCAGAAUAUCCCAUCACAAUUUUAUCAGCAUCUGGCCUCCCCUGGAAGCAAGGAGGUUCACACCCUGGGAUGCAAACAGCAAGACUGGGGGCUCAGGAAGAAGGGCUCCUGUGUGUUUAGCAAACAAGAGAAAUGUUUUAAGAAACAGGCAAAGAAAAAUAAACUUCUUGAAAGAGUCAAAAUACUUAGAGCACAGCUGCAGCCAAAAGAAGGGGGACCUCACUGUUCCCAUUAUAAUCCCUGGGAUAAAGUGGGACAAGGAAGACAAGAGCUCCCACUGCCCCCGGCAGCAAAAGCAGGAACCAUCAUCCCUGGAGCCCAUCCUGAGCCUCCUCCCUGUCCCUCUGCAGCUCCCCAUGGAUUACCCCUUCAGUCCCACCAGCAAGCUGAAACACUUCCUUCAGGGCUAUGGCUAAAUGCAAAUUAUAUUUUUGUAUUAUUUAUGUUCUUGAAGAUUUUAAAGUAUUUUUAUUGCUGUUUGGAAGCUUUGUUUGGCAAAAUAUGUUCUGUUGUUCAUUCAGCAUUUUUGUUAUCACCUCUGUCUUGUUGGGCCUUCAACCUUUCUCCCACCAAAGAUGGGAUGAAAGAAAAAUUAGGAAAUCAGUGUUAGCUCAAAAGAAAACAAAUUAGGGCUUGGGCACCAGUUACCUGACUGAUACACAGGACUGGUGGUGGCCAAAAGGACAAUAUGUAGGAGGCAUAAAAUAACUGAACCUUCAGAGCAGUGUGGGUGAUGCCCACUGCAGCCCUGCAGGAGGAUCAGCCUGGAUCAGGAGAAGACCAAGCAGAAGCUGCAAAGUCAAACACUGUGCUUAGAGCCUUCACUGACCAGAGAUGCAGGUGCUGGAGGCACCCAGAUGAUUCCCAUCCAGAGGUGCACACCAGACACCCGUGGGGCAGAGAAUGGGCUUUGAUGGACCCCACGUUGGGUGAACUCUGAGAAGAGAGCAAAGUGAAGUGAGGAACUCCUGUGAAACCCCAGGGCUGAGGGGCAGCACCAGCCUAGGUCUGACCAGGCAGGAGAUGCAAUGGCUGACAGCAACUUGAUCUCAACAGAUGCUUCCAAAUGUGUCUGGCAACCUGUGGCUCUCUGGUGUAUCCAGCUUCACAGUGUUGGAAAGGAAGACCCUCCACUGCUUGGUUAGACAGCAUCUAAAUGCUGCAGGGACACUGGGUUUUAAAAAGACACCUGCAACGUUGCCCCAGAAGGGUGAAUACAUUUUCCAUACAUUUCUCUGUUAAACUAGAUCAUGGGCACAUUUCAUAUAAGAUAAAAUGACACGAGUUGGCUUUCAAGUGUUCCAGUUAUCUCUGCACUGCAAAUGGGCUGAAUAUUCUCUGAUUUGUAAAACUGAUGGGACAGUAUUUUCUAAUGCCUCCAGGUGACAAGUAGAUCUCCUCUAAAGUCAAAUGUCUCCAGUCUGAAAUCAAGCUACACCUCUUUUUUUGAAAACGUAAAUCAUGGCUGCACAGAGUUCCAUCAGUCUGCAUUUUAAAUCAACACACUGCUGAGCUUUUGCAAUGUUUUAAGGAUUAAACAAAGAAGCCAAGAGGUGUGACCUGGUGAUAACCACAACGGCCUUACAACCACUUGUUCUAAUCCCAGCUCUGACACUGACCCCAUCUAUGGUUCCAAGCCUUUAUUUCACCACUCACUGCCUCAGUUUCCCUUCCUGGAAAGUGAGGCACAAGCAGGUCACUGGGUAUUUGCAGGUUCUUUGCAGUUUGAAAGUACCUGUGGAUUCCCACAGCUGUGGGUUCCCUGCAGAGAACCAGGGUGGGCUCAAACACCCAGCUGGGCACCAAGAACACUAUAUUAUUAUAUGCAGCCAAGCCAGAGCCACCAACAGGAGAAAAAAUGUGGAAGAAGCCUUCUGCAAAGCCAGUUAGAGCUUCCCAAACUACAACACAAGGGUUAAAAGGUGUUCAGAGCUGGGAGAGGAAACUUAGAAUCACAGAAUCAUAGAGCAGUGAAGGUUGGAAGGGACCUUAAAGAUCACCAGGUUCCAACUCCCUGCAUGGGCAGGGACACCUCCCACUAGACAGGGUUGACUUGGAUUUCAACAUCUUAACAGAGCUGACUGGCUUUCCAGGACUGCAUUAAGUUGCAAAUCAAUUUCCUGUCUCAUUAAGACUCCCCUGCGUUUCACUGCUCUGAGCAUUUGCUUUAGAGAUUAACUUACAGCCAUGAGUUAAGUGCCCUGGGUUUUGUUCUCAGCACCGUAAUGGCUCAAUAAGGAAAGUAAUCUAAUUUCACAGGGUCCAUCUCGUCAGCAGUAAAACCAGCCUGACACGGGUGCUGUGAGGAGUGCACAGCCAGGGUGGGAUGUUUUGAGCCUCCCAAAUGAGAGGAGCUUUACAGAGCUGAUUCAUCCACGUUUAACUGAAAAUGAUCUUCUACCUGGCACGACUGAACCUGCACACUGAAGAUUGUGCUUCUGGUUUUAUGCUGCUGGGCUACCUGCAGCCCUCAGCUCUGUGGGUGUGAAUCAGACCAAUGGGUGUGAAUCAGACCAAUGGGUUUGAAUCAGACCUAUGGGUUUGAAUCAGACCUAUGGGUUUGAAUCAGAUCUAUGAGUUGCUCACAUUUGCAGCAGGACAGAUGAGAUGUUGUGCCCUGAGUGGGAGACACUUGCAUCUCUGCCCAAGGCAUCAGCUGGGUAACACAGGCAUCACAUUCAGCUACUGCCUGGGGGUGUCUAAAUCCCAUCUGCUCUAACCCUGCAAAGAUCAGCCCCCUGCAGAAGCCCUCUUCUGGGUUUCCAUCCAGCUUCACUCACCCGAACAGGGCAGUUUUCUUCUCAGUAACUUUGUUCUACCUUAUUUUUUUUUUAAGAAAACCAAAUGGGAAACAUUGUAAGCAAACCCUGCUCACUGCCACAGUGGUUAUUGAUUGGCUACAGUAGCACACAGCUCAUAAAUAAAGAUCUUCAGAGACUUUAGACAAUUA
Molecule: messenger RNA, 7665 nt
Organism: Apus apus (common swift)
Lineage: Eukaryota; Metazoa; Chordata; Aves; Apodiformes; Apodidae
Gene: CNTN2
Product: contactin 2
Exons: 23
Coding region: 89-3199 (1036 amino acids)
Biological process (GO): cell-cell adhesion; brain development
Molecular function (GO): cell-cell adhesion mediator activity
Source: RefSeq, a predicted model, not a curated record